Asparagus officinalis (garden asparagus) is the source of this 1919-nucleotide messenger RNA. RefSeq lists its product as uncharacterized. The coding region runs from base 309 to 1919 and encodes 536 amino acids. Gene Ontology annotation, molecular function: cysteine-type peptidase activity. Gene Ontology annotation, biological process: proteolysis. The record is from RefSeq and is a predicted model, not a curated record. Lineage: Eukaryota; Viridiplantae; Streptophyta; Magnoliopsida; Asparagales; Asparagaceae. The transcript has 7 exons.
UGAUGUAUAAUGUUUGUGUUAAUAAACUUGUUAAUAUGCGUCUUAAUUUGCCCAAAUAUAUUUAAUUUUUAACUCUUUCUGAAUUAUAAUUUUCUUGUAGGGCUAAGAUAACACACUUGAGAAUUCCGGCCAAUUUGUGUUAUUUUCGAGAUUUAAUUGAUAAGCGAAUAAAAUUAGAUGAAAGACACCUAAAAGCCCUACAGACGACACCUUUUCACAGCUUUCUCAAUAUACCCACAUCCUUGAGCAAUGAGCAAAUAGCAAUUGAUUGCUUGAUUCAAAAUUUUAAUCCUGAUAAAUGCUCAUUCAUGAUUGGGAAUAAAAAUUGUGUGUUCGGUAUAGAUGAUAUUCACCGAAUUACCGGAUUGCCAAAGGAGGGAAUUCCGAUAAAAAUGAGUGGGGCAGCGGCUAAUACAAUCUACACCUAUUUUGUAAAGAAUUAUAAGAAAGCCGAUGAGGAAAAGAAGGCGGUGAUUUCGGGGAAGCGCGAUAGAAUGGCCGAGAUGAUUGUAGAUAUGAUUAAUGAAGACCCUAUAAUAUGUGUGAAACUUAUUGUGGCUUUCAUUAUCGGCUUCAUAUUAUGCCCGCGGACAUGUAAGACAUGUCCCUUGUGGGCGUUUAGAUAUGCGGAGCAGUUAUCAACUUUGCAUAAAUAUAAUUGGUGCCAUGCGGUGUUCACUCUUCUUUGCAAAGAGAUGAGUAAAUCAAAGAAGUCUCUUAGUAUGCGGGAAUUAGGUCAGCGCUCAAAUGCCGGGUACAUGGGUGGUUUUUCCUCCGUUUUACUGGUUUGGUUUUAUGAAAAAGUAGGGGAAUUAGAGUACACUUCAGAUAUUGAAAGGUUACCGCCGCUCUUUUGUGUGAAGAGUACUGGAAAGUGGAGGAGGACUACUAUGAACAAAUUAUAUAGAGUCCCGAAGUUGGUUACAGAUAAUGGCCAAGAGAAUACUCCUCUUAUUCAUACGGCAUCGCCAAUAGUAUUUGAAUCAAGGAAAGCUGAAUUAAUUUUCUUAAUUGCGGAGAAGACGUACGAGUUGAAUGAGCUCACUACAGAAUUACGAGAAUUAGAAGAGCGUAGUGCUAGAUGCCAAAAAAAACCAAGGAGAAAGAGGAUGACGGAAAUAGAUGUUUCUCAAAAAUAUGAAGGUGGUAAUGAGAAUAACAGAGAAACGCCAUCUAUCAAACGGGCUGUCGGAAAGAGGGAGAGGAAGGAUGGACCCUCUGUUACUUCACCUUAUAUGCCUCUAGAUCAACCAAAGGAAGGCACAAAGAAGAGUCAUGUCAUCCAGAUAUUGGAUAGUCCUGAGGGGAAAAAAAAGUGCAAAAAUCAAGAAAGCUUCAUACCUACAUCUAGAGACUAUCCAGGUAAGGCACUGGCGUUUGAUUAUGAGAACAAAUUAAUUGAAGACUUUCUACAAUCGAGAAUGAACAGUGAUACGUACAUUUGGAAGUGUGCCGAAGCAAGCGUAUCUCGCUUAGAUGCUUAUAUACUAUUAACGGGAGGUGAACUCAGUGACGAUGUGAUCGAUGCAUUUGUUAUUCGGCUUUGUAACAAGAUUGAAACAACUGAUAGUUAUGAUCGAAAGAUACAUGUCACAAGACCUUGGCUUGCACAAGCAUUUCUAGAAGGAAAUCUUGAAAUGGUGGCAAAACGAAUGAAGGAAAAUGUUUCUCAGCAGAAGUUCUUGGAGUGUGAAAGAAUUCUGAUCCCGAUUGUCAGCUCCGGACAUUGGCACCUGGUAGAGUUAGUGAGAGAGGAGACAAAAUUCUAUCACUACUCCUCAAUCAACUCCCCCAUUUAUACCGCCGAUGCUGUGAAAUUUAUAAAUAAGUUUAUGAGUUUCAUUGAGAGUAAUUGGGGAUUGGGGAAAUUGGAGCAUCAUGGUCUUGUGUCAGUUGCCGUGCCACAACAAGGACCGUAA